Engraulis encrasicolus (European anchovy) is the source of this 2403-nucleotide messenger RNA. RefSeq lists its product as uncharacterized. Lineage: Eukaryota; Metazoa; Chordata; Actinopteri; Clupeiformes; Engraulidae. The transcript has 8 exons. Gene Ontology annotation, biological process: protein localization to plasma membrane. The record is from RefSeq and is a predicted model, not a curated record. Gene Ontology annotation, cellular component: plasma membrane. Bases 375 to 1124 code for a protein of 249 amino acids.
GUCAACAACAAAAAAGAGAUCUGUAUGCUCAGACAUGUUUUGAUGUGGACAUCUUAACUGUGGUUGAGUAAGGGAGUUGAGAAACACCAGGACAGGAAGGCACCCUGCAAGGAGUGGCUUAGGACCGCACUGAACGUUAAAGCUGCCCUAGCCCACAAAGCAAAAAGAAUGCUGCUUUACUGGGAGAAGAAGCAAGUCUGUCCACUUCCAUGUGCUGUUCAUCCAGACAUGUAUGACAUGGGACAUAUUUGAUUGGGGCGUAGCAGUGGUGUCAAGUGAGGCAGUGAAAUGACUUGAGUGGAGGAAUUCAAAAGUCCAAGUCCGAAACUUUAAGAUAAACAGACUUUUGUGGCCUCUCUUUCACAACUCAAGACAUGCUGUUCUGGAUUAUUCUCCCAAUCACACUCUCCUCUGUCUCAUUUUUUGGAUCAUGGACAGUAUAUGCGCUGGCGCUACAAAAUGGACACGUUUGUUCACUUCAAAACUGGGACUACAGGAACUCAUGCCAGACCAACGACUCAGAAAGAUGCUGUACAACAUACAAUGUCCCCACGAUAAGCUGGAGUGGUACUAAUGCUCCGGAAAACUCCCUGUUCUCAGCCACCAUUAACGCAGGAGCGUUCUUGUUUUUGGUGUUUUGUAUUUUCCACCAUGCCCACAUCCUGGACAGGAACAUGGGCCAGGCCCUGCUCAGUAAAUUUGCUCUGGUCUUUGGCUGCGUGGCGUCUGUCGGGGCCUUCAUGGCAGGCAACUGCAACCCUGCUGAGGUCCGGUUGCUGCAUUACCUGGGCGCCGCCAUCAGCUUUGUGUGUCUGUGCUUCUACUGCGUUCUCCUGACCUCCCUUACCUCUAGAUGCCUUCUGACCGGAUUGGAGCGCUACCUCUAUCCACUGCGGAUUGUAUUGGCAACCAUCCAGAUUUCAGUCACCAUCCUCUAUUGUAUAUUUUUUGUGCAAAAGGAUUACUUUUACAGGCACAUAUCUGCUAUUUUCGAGUGGACGCUGAGUGUGAAUAUCGAAGUGUUUGAGCUGAGCUACGUGGUGGAGUUCUUCUUUUUCUCCUCAUCAAUGUUGACUACACUCUUGGAGAGACGUGACGAGGAAAAGCCACUCAUCUUGUCCUGAUAACCAGACCCUGAAUAGGAGCACCUGUUUCCGUUAAUCUUUUUUACUUUCCACACACGCGUACAGAUGAAUGGAUUAAGAACUGCAGAACAACUGACAGAAUGUCUUCCAGAUGUUUGCCUGCUGGGUCUUGAGAGGUGCUUAACGGCUUCCCUUUUGAGGACAUCUCGCCUUUGGGCAUUACCAACAUCAGAGCAGCUUUUAAUUUUGUAAAAGUGGACUUUGAUACAAAUAUUUAUGAGGAUUCUGCUUGGUGCACUCUUGGAAACCCUCAUCCAUAACGUCACAUCAUAAGCAGAUCAACUUGACGUGGAUGGAGUGCUUUUAAAACUAGAAGUAGGCCUAAUUCAUGUUUUUUUCUCAAGAACGGUCAUGAAAUGCUACAAUUACACGUCACUGUUUUAUUAUCACUGCCGCCAUGUUGUAUGAAUGUUUUAAAUCACAGGAUGAUUCGGAGCAGGACUAAGUUGUUCGCUUAUGGUUUUAAAACCAAGCAAACUGUCUGACGGUGGAAUAUGGUUUUGUUAAGUUAGAUGUCAACAUGUACAAGACAUGAGGAUUCUGCUGGGCAGAGAGCAAUUUCUUAGCGUGGAGAACUUUUCCACAUUUUUGUUGCACUUUCAUAAGCAAUUUGAUCAACUUCUUUGUAGGUGUCUUCAUUCUUAUCAAAUACUUUCAGUCUUAUACUUGAAGUAGUUUGAAUCUGGCUUUAGGAGUGACUGAUAUUUUGGUAACACUUUACUUGACGCCGGCGUCAUACGUAUGACAUAACGGUGUCAUAACAUUACAGUGUCAUAACAUAAUGCAGUAAUGAAUGUGUCAUAAACAUUAUGUCAAUGUCAUAAAUCAUAAAUGUCAAAAUAAAUUGUCUUUAAAUGAAAUUCAGUUAUGACAAAGACAGGCCUAACAAUGUCAACUUUUCAUGUUCAUGACAUUGUCAUUAUGUUUAUGACUUUCAUGACACUGUUAUGACACUGUUAUGUCAUACGUAUGACGCCGGUGUCAAGUAAAGUGUUACCGAUAUUUGUAUUACACUUGGUACAACACCCUUGUUUGCAAUUUGUACAUGGUCCUCUUUGUCACUCAUUCAUUAUUAUGUAAUCAUGCACUUGUAGGACAGAGAUGGAGGUUUGCAUUUAAAACAAGUAUAUGAACUACAUUUGUCCAUCACAAGUGGUUUGUUUGGAACAUCUUGGUGUCUGUUUUUGUCCGCAAUAUAUGGUCAUGUCAUUUUGGAUGCUAAAAGAUGUGGUAACUACAUGUGUCAGACUACAACUAA